GCGACCCAGUCUGCUCUGACGUUUAGCCGAGCCGCCGGUGUCGCCCUGCCGCACCGUUCGCAAAAACGUAUCACCGCACAUUAUAUUCUGCGCACUUUGAGAUAUCCGGAGAUAAUCGAAAGUGUUAGGUGUUGCCGGUGGUAGUGAGGUCGCUCGUAGGACAGUAGGGUCGCGGACGGUGCGGCCCAGGUAGCGAGGGUGCGGGCUGCUGCCGGCCCGCAGCGAGCGAGCGCGCCGCACAGCAGCUGGCGGUGUUUACACGCGGCGCCUGCAUCCGCGCUGCCCCGAGCCCCGAGCGGCCCGAGCGGCCCCGUGGCUCGUGCGGCCCCUGUGCCCUGUGCGCCCCGUGCGCUGCUCGCUGCAACAUACUACACCCCUCAUUUACUAUUCAACGCUGUGAAUUUUUAACUUUGCGAACGACCGAAGAUAGAGGUAUUUAAAUGCUUAUUAAAGCUGACUCUCACAGAGAGCCCGGCCGUAGUGCACAUUAGUGUCACGAGCUCAGAGCAUACGCAUCGAAACAGAAUUGUCAUAGUUCAUACGAGUGAUUUCACAACUUCGUAAAUAUGGGUGCUAAAGAAAGCGUGGAAGCUGCUAAAUUUUCUUCGCAAAAUUGGAACAAUUUCGAGCAUGCCGUUGUGAAACACCCGUACAGACACGGCACGCAGCGGUCGCAGAGCUUGAACCGCGGCCACUCGCUCUCGCGCACCGAUGCCACCUGGUGACAUCACGGGACCGCGGGCAGCAUAGUGCAGUGCGCCGAGUGUGGCACGCGCACGAUGGGCAAUAAGCUAUCGUCGUGCUCCUGCGCGCCCAUCUUGCGCAAGGCGUACCGCUAUGAAGACAGCCCGUGGCAGAACUCACGACGAAGAGACGGACAUUUGCUAAGAUUAUGGGCCGAGGUAUUCCACGUGUCUGCAAGCGGUGCAGGCACUGUGAAGUGGCAGCAAGUAUCGGAAGACCUGGUACCUGUGAACAUCACCUGCAUCCAGGACUCGCCUGAGUGCGUCUUCCAUAUCACUGCCUACAACUCGCAGGUCGACAAGAUCCUCGACGUUAGACUACUGCAACCCGGCACCCGUAUCGGGCAAGCGUCCGAAUGCUUCGUGUAUUGGAAAGAUCCCAUGACUAACGACACAUGGGGACUCAAUUUCACUUCUCCCAUUGAUGCCAAACAAUUUAGAGAAUGUUGCUCACCAUCAUUCAAAUUCUCCCGCAAGGCUUCGUCGAGCUACAGCCUGAAGCUGGAGCCUCCUGGCAAUAAGCAAAAGUUCAAGGCCAAGAGGAAGCCACUCUCUACACCUGCCAGUCCCAAUCGAUCAAGUCUGACCUACGGACGUGAGCCGCAAUGCACAUGCAUGACACAAGAACAAUACGCCCGACUGAGAGCACAAGAUCCUCGAUAUCGUUCAUCGACUCUGCCGCGCACUACAACACGUGCGAUUGAGACAGAUGCGGGUGCUACGGGCACGGCCGGCCGCUCUGACAAAGUUGCUGCGGCCACUUCAUCGACCUCGCUGUACGACAACGUAUCCAACUCGCAGCCUGCCCACCAGCCGCCACCAAAACCGGCAUCGCGACAAGCUGACACACAGCCUCCGACACGACCUCCGAAGUCACAAGAAACGUCGACGAUGACAACCAACACAUCGACUGCACCUAAAACUGUUACUGCUUCAGUGGGAACACAUGGCACUAAUACGAACGAAGAGACUCAAGCGGGCGGCGGCGGUGCCUCAUCACAGCACAGUCAAGACCUGAAGUCGGAAGGAGUGCAGGCCGGUGGUACUCUCACCUCCUCAAAGUCCUCUGCCACUUCUACACGCUCCGGCAAGGAACACCUUCAACAUAUGCCAAAGAGCGUUGACUAUGGCGAUGGGAACGAAUCAUCCCGUGAAUCGGACCGGCAUGCAGCUCAUCAUCACAACGUGAUCAAUAACAACACAUCAGGAUCACGACGCACCAAAUCCAAGAGUACUGAGGACAUGAAUAUGGACUCAAGUACUCUGAAGCGCAUGUUGAAGCCGAUGCCGUCGACGGAGAGCCCGGUAACUUCACCAGAGAUGGGACGUCGGCGGUAUGGUGGCACAGCGCCCUGCCCGCCAUCUUGCGGCUCACACGGACACCGCCACCAGCAGCACAUGCACCACGGACACUACUCACACAUCGUCAACAAUAACAGCCGACAGAGCUCGCAACGGCGUGGUGUUGGAGUUGGGGCUGCUCCCAGUGGAUAUCCCGGUCGUGGCUUGUAUCUAGAGUUGGGCGGUGGAGAACGUGACAUGUCACCACCUUCCGACAAUGUGAUGUUUGACAACCAGUGUUAUGCCACCACACCGUCUUCGUCAAAUGGUAACUCAGAUCAAGAACCUUGCCAACGUCGUGAUUCAAGGCAGCACCAUCAUGGGAAGCCGUGCUUAUCUCGUCAGGCGUCUCAAUCAAGUGCCACACCAGCCCCUGGAUCUCCUACCUCCCGUUUACUGCUGGAGUACGAGAUGCACCUGAGAAACACUCUCGCCAAAGGCAUGGACGCCGAGAGCUAUAGCUUACAUACAUUUGAAGCUCUACUUAGCCAAAGCAUGGAAGAUUUGGCGGAGUACAACGACAACGUCUCGUCUUCCAAUCAACGAAGCCCCUAUCCACCGCGAAGACCAGCGUCACAGUGUUCCGGGGGAGGCAGCCGAUCUUCAACGUUACCGCUGCCACAUCGCCUUGGCGUAGAACGGCAGCACAGCGCAAGAUCUGACCGCGAUGGAUACUACAGCGACCGAAAUGAACUGAUGCGUGAACGUGAGAGGGAUCGGGAGCGCGGCUACCUGAGUGAUCACAACUCCAGGGACAGAGUCCGUGAUCGUGAUCAAGGAUAUCUCAGUGAUCACCAAUCCAGUUUCGUGAGCGCAUCCCGGUGCGCUUCAUGCAUCGGUGAGUCAGCCCGCGCGGCGUGGUACCGCCACUCAGACGGGUGGCGCGGUGCCCCUCCUCCUGGCCCCCGCCGCUCCCCCUGGGACUCCCUUCCCAGUCUCCGCCACGAAGGCAGCCUUAACGACUCCGGCUACAGGAGCAACAGGGCUGACAGUUUCGAGCAAAGAGGCGUUUUCGACCGUCAAGACAGUGUUCGUUCGGAAUACACAAGCGAUCGUGAAUCAACGCGAUAUGGGAUUGUUCAGCAAGCUUCGAUUGACAGCACUGACUCCAGGAUCUGCUACUUGACAUCGAGCGAGAUAUCGGAUGACGAUCGCAUGUCGUUAACGACGGCGGUAUCUGACGAAGAGGACCCUGGUGAGAGCGCAAUGAAUUCGCCUUACAAAGGAAAGCAGACAGGCGCUGCAGCCGCAUCCUUCAACUGCACAGGAGCCGUCAGGAAAGCUGGGUUCUUGAGCGUGAAGAAAUGGCUUCUCCGCAAGAAGCACCAGAUUGAAUUAGCACGCAAACGUGGUUGGAAGGGUUACUGGGUGUGCUUGAAGGGCACUACACUGCUUUUCUAUCCCUGCGAUUCCCGCGAAGGCCGCUCCGUGGAAGCAGCCCCCAAACAUUUGAUCAUAGUUGACGGAGCCAUCAUGCAACCCAUACCAGAGCACCCAAAACGUGACUACAUAUUUUGUCUGAGCACCGCAUUUGGUGACGCCUACUUAUUCCAAGCUCCAUGUCAGAUUGAGCUCGAAAAUUGGGUGAAUAGCAUUCAUAGUGCUUGUGCCGCUGCAUUCGCUCGUCACCGAGGCAAGACUGGAACUCUUCAUUUACUGCAAGAGGAAAUAUAUCGUCUCGAGAAGGCCAUCGAAUCUGAUCAUAAGCUAAAGCAUAUGGCGGACCUGCAACAAUCUGUAGUCUCUGAUCCCGAGACCCGGGCACAACUGGCUGUUCAAAUGCUGCAGUGGGAAGAAAAUCUGGAACGCCUACAUUGUGAGCAAUUCCGACUGCGCUGCUACAUGGCAAGCCUUCAGAGUGGUGAACUCCCUAACCCCAAGUCUCUGCUGACCCACGUGUCGCGUGGCACAAAGAGCACUUUGAACAAGUUGGGCGUGUUCACGGUGUCGUCUUUCCACGCGUUCAUUUGCGCGCGGUCGCCAUCACUGCUCAAUAACUUACUGGCUGGACGUGGAGCCACUAAACGGCGUGCUCCUCAACUGUCCCGAUCUAACUCCGGAUCUAGCAGGCGAUCUAUGCAGAUGUCUCGCGAGGAUGGUGAGGCAGCCGUGCGAGUGUCACUCCCAGAAGGUACAACCGCUACUGUGGGAGUACGCGAGGGCAUGUCUGUUGAAGAGUUCCUAGCUGCCGCAUGCGCCCGACGCUCACUCAAUGCCCUCGAACACUUUGUCAGGGUGAAGAAAAGGCGUGAUAUGGAAGAUCACAACUAUUUCGUUCCUCAUCGCAGCGAUCUCAUUGAAACUUACUUGCAUACACAUGAGGUCGUGGAAGUGUGUGCUAAGAUCCUGUAUCAAGUAGAAUUACAACGUACGACGUUGGAGCAAAUGUGGGGCUUCAGUGUAGAAGCCGAACUCAUUGAGAACGCGGAGCGGCAAGACGAGCUCUGCUGCUACGUGAGCCGAGUUGAAGACAAGAGCGUCGCCAUGCAAAAUGGUAUAAUCAAAGGCGAUGAAAUAAUGGUAAUCAACGGAGCUAUCGUAUCUGACCUAGAUAUGAUGUACCUGGAAAGCGUUCUGCAAGAGGAACUGUCUCUCGUCAUGAUGAUGAGGUCAUCUCGCACGGAGCCGCCAGAGCUGACAGGAGUGAUGCGCGCUGCCACGGACGAUAUAAUCGAUUCCCUCGUGUGCCCACCGCCGCCCAGCGAGCCGCCAGUCAUCUCCGAUGACAUGAUAUCCGGCCUCAUCGUACCCGCACCAGCCUGGAGUAAGGAGUUAUACAGCCCGGACACUGACGCUCACGGUGGCGACUCUGUCAACACCGGCCCGCCUAAAGUCAGCUCUCGAACAAACUCGUUCGAGAUCGAAAAUCUACUCAAGAGUGCGGAGCAGGUGACGGGCUGGUGUCGAUCACCGGCGGAGACUCGACGUGGCAGCCCAACCGGCAGUGUUGCCAGUGCUGCAGCCGGCACGCCCUCGCGACAUCUCUCCGAUGCCGAUAAACUCAGGAAGGUUCUACUGGAGCUGGUCGAUACGGAACGCGCCUAUGUCAAGCACCUGAACAACUUACUGGAAAACUACCUGGAACCUCUCAAGAAAGAAACUUUUUUAUCAAACGCCGAGAUCAACGCUUUGUUCGGCAAUAUACAGGAGAUAGUGACUUUCCAAAGACAAUUCCUGCAAAACUUAGAGGAAGCGCUUGAGGCUGAACCUAACUUUCAUCACUUUGAAUUCUCCAACCAGUUUAAGAAUGCUCUCUUCGCGGUCGGAAAUGCUUUCCUCUAUUACGUCAACCAUUUCAAAUUGUACAGUUCGUUCUGUGCCAGUCACAGUAAGGCUCAAAAAGUGCUACAUCCAAAUGAAGGUAAUCAAGCUUUACAAGAGUUUCUUGCGGCUCGAAAUCCAAAACAGCAACAUUCAUCAACGUUGGAGUCGUACUUAAUAAAACCUAUUCAACGGAUAUUAAAAUAUCCACUUUUGCUUCAACAACUCAGAAAUUUGACUGAUGUUAAUUCGGAGGAGCAUCUCCAUUUAGUGGAGGCUCUGAAAGGUAUGGAAAAAGUUGCAGAGCACAUCAAUGAAAUGCAACGAAUACAUGAAGAAUAUGGUGCUAUAUUUGAUCACUUGUUUAGACAACAUCAAAAGUCUUGCAAGCAACCUAUAGAUCUAAGUCCUGGCGAUUUGUUAUACUACGGUGGAGUAGAAUGGUUAAAUAUUUCAGACUUUUUAGGAAAAAUAAAAAAGGGAUUGGAAUUGCAUGCAAUGUGCUUUGUAUUUAAAUCAGCUGUUGUCUUCCUCUGUAAAGAAAGACUGAGGCAGAAGAAAAAACUUAUGGGUGUCUCAUCUAAAAAUAGUUCAAACGAAGUAGAAAUCAUAAGGUACCAGGUACUGAUACCGGUGACGGAGGUUCAGGUCCGGGCCUCAUCUGCCAAGGAUAUGGACAGUCACUUCCUUUGGGAGCUCAUACAUUUACGAAGCCAACUGCAACGUCGCUCCGAGAAAGUUUACGUUCUGUCUAACAGCACGGCUGACUUCCGCAACGCGUUCCUGAAGACGAUCCGGCAGAUCAUCCGCGAGUCAGUUCGCAACAUGUCGCUGCCGACGUCGCGGCCUGCCCCGGCACCGCCGCGAGCCCCACACACUCUCGACCGAGAGAGACCUAAACACCAGGUGCAAGUGAUGCAAGGAUCGCAAACUCUUGGUAAAACUAAGAAGCCUAAAACAUCUGGACAACGAUUAUCGGCCGGAAACAUUGAGGUGGGUGACUUGUCACGUGAGAAUUCUCAGGAUGCAGAGGAACCCCCACCAGAGCCUCCACCUGAAGAGCCUGCUUUCAGGCAUCGCAGCAAGACACUCGGCGAUACCACUGAGCCGGUAGUGAAGCGCGCGCCGCCGCCGCCGCCGCCCGACGCCGACAAGUGCGACCCCGGCUGCAAGUCCGAGGGCGAGGACGAGCAGCCGCCGCCGCCCGCCAAGCGCGGCCUCGGCAGGACGCCCAACCAUCUCACGCUCAGCACGACGUCGACGCUGAGUGCAGGCAGCACAGGCAGCCAGGCUCGCCUCAUCCAGUCUUCACACCAGCCCGCCCAGUACCAACCCAUGACCAUGGCAAAGGAUCUAGGUAAGCAAGAAUCGCAGUCUCUCAAAUCAUCACCGGAACGAAAGACGUCUACAUCAGCACCAGAGAAGAGGAUUAAGGUCAUACGUUCCUGUAGCGGCAGUAGCAUCAAUAGAGAUAGGUCUCCCAAUAGAUCGGUCGACCACACGUCACCAGACCGAGACCGCGUUACUAAAGUCAUUGUUUGCAAAUCUCCUAAUAAAUCCAGUCUGAAGCAGACGAAAACCUUGCAUCGAUCUCCUCGGGGAAGCUUCGAUCAAUCAAAGUCUCCUCGAGGAUCCAUUGACAAAUCUCGGUCUCCUCAACAAAGCUUUGACGGAUCCCGUUCACCUCGUGGAAGUAUCAUGAAAUCACGUGAAAAUAGCGUCGAUCGCUCCCGAUCACCAAAACCUGUACCAAAAAAAGGAAUCAUGCGAACCCCACAAGCUAGUUUCGAUAAAUCUCCCUGCAAGUCACCAAAUUUAAGCCGACGAUCUUCUAAAUCCGGUGGAGAGAAAUUAGCACGUCUUGGAACGAAUUCUUUAGAUAGAAUGACUCAUUAUUCUCAAUUAGCUAAAGCAGAAGAUAAGGCAAUAAAAAUGGGUAUCGUAGUUUCAAAAUCAACUGAAUCUAUCGCGAAGGCUAUCGAGCAUCCAACUUGUGUUCAGUGCUACCUUUCUGGGAAAAAGCAGAGUAAAACCUCCUAGCAUAAGGGGAAGGGCAAGUCGCCCAAAUCUCGACGAAAGUCAAUGACUGCUCAGUCGAUCUUAACAUCAUCAGAUCGAAGCAGUGUCGAGACCUUGGACGACAUGCCCCAAGAGCGUGCUCGAUGCACGCCAACUCGCCACCACGAACGGAGUGAAUUUGAUCAAAUACACGUUUAAAUAAAUCCUAAAACAUUCAAUAAUUCCCGGAUUGUGGCAACCUCGGAUGAUACAUUUUUAUCUGAAAGUAAUCAAUUUGAUAUACCUAGUCUUACCUAACGUACUGAACGUAACAUCAAAAUGGAACCAAGUCAAAUAUAAGUUGCUUUAAUUAUGACAGUCCAAGGUACUAUUUACUCAAAAUAACUUAUACCUACUUAAUUAAAAAUAAACUUUUAAAAGUUGUAUUACAAUUGAAUACUAUCAGAAUAUUAUAAAGACAAAAAUUACUGACAUUACAAGACUGUUUCACCAAUUUGUGAUCUGACUACCAAGACGUGAAAUUAAGCAUUCGAAAUUAAAUAAGACACGAACCAUAUUCUCAAAUCUACGACAAAAUUACCCAGACGUUCAAAUAAAAUGUAUACGUGGAAAUUUUCAAAUCGUAUAAUUCAAUGUCGCAGUUAUAGUAAACUGUACUAGACUAGAGUAAUUUCACGAAUCUCGGUGUAGAAUUAAAUGUACCCCCGUAAAAUAUUAGUAGACACAAUAAAUAUUACAACCGUAUAUUAUAGCAUGUUAAAGUUAAUCAACUCCUAUUCUAGAUAAAUCCAAGUGCUAAGUGUUACAUAAUAAUGGCUGUGGUAUCGUACUGAUGUUAAUCCUUUUAUCACCUUCGUCAUAGUAUUCUUCUUGUUAAUUUAUACUGUUAUUAUACAUCCCGAUAGGUUUAAUGUAUUAUUCUGUAGAUGGCCAUGGAUUUGUAUCGUUAAUUAAGUCUUCCAAUUCUAAGUAUGUAUAAGUAAUGAUAUUAAUUUACUUUACCUCUCGCAUUUCUUCAGUACCUGCUCAAAUUAGUAUUAACGUUAUCAAUUUAUUAAGUAUAUUCCAUAAAUAUUUUACACUCCAAACAAUAUUAUAUUAUUAUUAUACAUAUACAUGCCAUUGUGCACUAUACGUAAUAUUUAAUUAUGUAUAUUUACCUAUAUAAUUUAAGGCAUGUUCAUUUGGUUAAACAUAUAUUUAUGAAUGUACAUUUAUUAUUAUUAUAGAUAGGUUAUUUCCAAAUAUUUGCACUAAUAGGUAUAUUAUAAUUAAAUACUUAAAUUAUUGUGGCCAACAUUCGAAGCUUCGUAGCAUUAUAGGCUGGUUGUGCAAUGUAUUAAUCGAAGCAAAACUUAAUCACCAAUCAUAAUUGUUCAUUCGUAGAUACAUACUGAAUAUAUUGAAACGUCAUAUACUGAACUACUUUUGUGGAUACAUCUCAAAUAGAGGUAAAAGUAACCAAAGAGUGUUUCAGAUAUCAAACGGUAUAGUAAAUCGCUGUACGCCGUUAUUCAACACAAUCAUCAUCCUCAGAUUACAUAUUACUAUAAUAUGCAUUAAUAAAAAAUAUUGACUUACAUAUAUGGUUAAAAUUAUAAAACUAAACAAUUUACUAUUAAAAUAAUAGGCUAGCUGUGUAUCCAAAUUAUAAUAUAACCAAAUUGACGUAGACAAAUACACUCUCUCUAUGUUCACGUAGUGCUUUACCUCCUCCGUAGCUGUGCACAGACUCUGUCAAAAUAGAUGUUGCACCCACGAGCAAAAGUGAAUGUCCUUAAAUAAGUAAUCAAUAGUGAGUAAAGUAAAUAUAUUCAAUGCAAAUUAAUGGAUCGGUGCACCGUAGAUUCUAUCGUCACUGUGUGUAUCUAGGCUACCGCUUAAGUAAAGUAAGUAGAUGUUCUAACUAAAGUAGUGGCCGCCGCCAAAGCCCAGCAUCGCCCCUACCGCUUGAAUGUUCGAUGACGACGCGCUCGCGGCGGCGCGCCCCCGCCCCCCACAACACUCAUCAAACAUUCAACUCUUUGCUCGCGUGCGCGAUUCCCGGCGAUCGGUCCCAUCCGUCCAAAUUCCGUCAGCGCAAUGCGCGCCCACAGCCGUGAGAUUAUGUAAGCCUAGAUCACACGGCACCUGUUUCAUUGAUAUUGCAAAUUGGAUGCCAAAGUACAGUAAGACAAAAAGUAAUCUUACGGAUUUUCAUCUUUUCAACUGAAAAUAAAUAACUACAGUUCUACAUUACAAUGUAACGUGGUGACGAAUAUAAAGGAUGGUCGCCAUCCUACAUGCAAAGUUCUUUUGAGGUAUAACAAUAGAGGUCGUUACUGUACUGUGGUAUCCACUCGUGCAUCAUUGGAACAAAUGAAGUGUGAAGUGGGCUUUAUAAAGAGUUCGGUGUUUGGUGUGUUGUAGGAUCGCCCGUGUGGAAACCGCGCGACAUGUCGAGCUCGGCGGGUGGGGGCGGGGGCGGGGGCGCGGGCGCAGGCGGCGCGGCGCCCACCACGCUGCCGCGGUCGACGCGCGCGGCGCCGCGCCCGCACCACCUGUCCGCC
Messenger RNA from Spodoptera frugiperda (fall armyworm), 9913 nucleotides. It is a transcript of the gene sif, whose product is annotated as protein still life, isoform SIF type 1. Gene Ontology annotation, biological process: activation of GTPase activity; small GTPase-mediated signal transduction; positive regulation of axonogenesis. Gene Ontology annotation, molecular function: protein binding; guanyl-nucleotide exchange factor activity. The coding region runs from base 780 to 7385 and encodes 2201 amino acids. Lineage: Eukaryota; Metazoa; Arthropoda; Insecta; Lepidoptera; Noctuidae. Gene Ontology annotation, cellular component: synapse; membrane. The record is from RefSeq and is a predicted model, not a curated record. The transcript has 42 exons.